Molecule: messenger RNA, 4380 nt
Organism: Aphidius gifuensis
Lineage: Eukaryota; Metazoa; Arthropoda; Insecta; Hymenoptera; Braconidae
Gene: Usp7
Product: ubiquitin carboxyl-terminal hydrolase 7
Exons: 12
Coding region: 838-4191 (1117 amino acids)
Biological process (GO): protein deubiquitination; regulation of protein stability
Cellular component (GO): cytosol; nucleus
Molecular function (GO): cysteine-type deubiquitinase activity; protein binding; cysteine-type endopeptidase activity
Source: RefSeq, a predicted model, not a curated record
AAAAAAAAAAAGAAAAAAAAAGAAAGAAGUUUGUGUCUAAAGAGAAAAUGAUAGGUGUGCACAAAAAGUUUCUUCUGUGAUUUCAUAAUAAUAAAUAAUAAAAUUUAAAAAUAAAUAAACAAAUCGCAGUGAGUGCAAAAUAUAUAAAUUUGUUUUUAAUAAAUAUUAAUCCCGAGGGAUUAUAUUUUCAAUUUGUUUAUCUGUUUUUUUCUUUUUUCUUUAUUAGUGUGUUGUAUGUGUGUUUAGCUCAGUGCCUGAACAACAGGCCACCAAUAAGGUGUACUCAGAAAUUCACAUAAGUCAUAGCAAAAGAUAGAAAGAAUAAAUUUAUACCUAUAUUCACAAAUAUUAAUUGUAAAAAGAAUAUAAGGAUUCAUCAUUGUGUCUUGUUGAAACAAUAAACUAAAGAUAGUUUUGAAUAUAAAAUAAUUGAAUAAAAAAGUGUAAACAUCAGAGAGUCCAAGCAUCAUUAAGUCCCCAAAGCAAGUGCGGGGGCAUUAAACGGCCGCAGAAAUUGGGCGAAUCGCAAGCAAGUAUCAAACGUCGUCGUCGUCGUCGUGUGGUAAAUUAACGUCGUCGACGAGUCGCCGCAGUAGUAACAACAGUGUUGAUACUAUCACGGAAGAAAAUAAAAAUUCAUCAACAAUAAAAGAUCAACAAAAUUGUGAGGAUACAACAGAUAAUUCAUUGAUAAAAAAAUCGCCGCAAUUGACGGCGCAUGAGACAUCGGUUUUAUUACCGAUCAAAAAUCUUAAUAAUAACCAAGUUACCUCGACGGCGCGCGUCGUCCGCGAGGUACAUUGCACCGACAAAACGACCAUCAAUAUUGGUGUCGCAAUGAACCACGUCAAUGAUCAGGAUAGUUUAAAACAACUUAAUUUAGCGCCUUUAAUUGGCCUAACGCCUAGUGAAGUUGAAGAAAUGGAUACUCAAGAAGAAACACCCAAUGAAGGAGGUGGUGAUGGUAAUGACAUUCGACCAGUUAAUGGUGAAGAAUAUGAGCUUGCUGAUAUUAGUGACAUGCCUGGAUCUAUUAAUUUGGAUCAAGAAAUGAAUGAUGAUGAAGCAAGAUCAGAAGCAACAUUUCCAUAUGUUGUUGAAAAUGUAUCAAAAAUGGAAUCGCAAUUAUCACAACCUUGCUAUGUACGUAAUUUACCAUGGAAAAUAAUGGUUAUGCCACGUACAAGUCAAAAUUCAGAACGACAACCUCAACGUUCAUUGGGAUUUUUUUUACAAUGUAAUGGUGAUAGUGAAUCAACGUCUUGGAGUUGUUAUGCUGUUGCUGAGUUACGUCUUUUAUCUGUCAAAGAAGGCCAAGAACCAUUUAGCAGAAAAAUACAACAUCUUUUUUAUAAUAAAGAAAAUGAUUGGGGUUUUAGUCAUUUUAUGUUAUGGUCUGAUGUAUUGGAUCCAGAUAAGGGAUACAUUAAAGAUGACAAAAUAACCCUUGAGGUUCAUGUUGUUGCUGAUGCACCACAUGGUGUUAGUUGGGACAGUAAAAAACACACUGGUUUUGUUGGUUUAAAAAAUCAAGGUGCAACAUGUUAUAUGAAUUCACUUCUUCAAACACUUUAUUUUACAAAUCAAUUAAGAAAAGCUGUUUAUAAAAUGCCAACUGAAAGUGAUGAUUCAAGUAAAAGUGUUGCAUUAGCAUUACAAAGAGUAUUUCAUGAAUUACAAUUUUGUGAUAAACCAGUUGGUACUAAAAAAUUAACAAAAAGUUUUGGCUGGGAAACACUUGAUUCAUUUAUGCAACAUGAUGUACAAGAAUUUUUACGUGUUUUAUUGGAUAAAUUGGAAAGUAAAAUGAAAGGUACAUGUGUUGAAGGUACAGUGCCAAAAUUAUUUGAAGGUAAAAUGGCAUCAUACAUUAAAUGCAAAAAUAUUGAAUAUUCAUCAACACGAGUUGAAACAUUUUAUGAUAUACAAUUAAAUAUCAAAGGAAAAAAAAAUAUUUAUGAAUCAUUUAAAGAUUAUAUUAGUACUGAAAUACUUGAUGGUGAUAAUAAAUAUGAUGCUGGUGAACAUGGUCUACAAGAUGCUGAAAAAGGUGUUAUAUUUCAAUCAUUUCCACCUGUAUUGCAUUUACACUUGAUGCGAUUUCAGUAUGAUCCAGUUACAGAUUGUUCAGUUAAAUUCAAUGAUAGAUUUGAAUUUUAUGAAAAAAUUAACCUUGGUGAAUAUUUGCAAGCUCACGAGCCAAAAAAUGCAAAUUAUACAUUACAUGCAGUACUUGUUCAUAGUGGUGAUAAUCAUGGUGGACAUUAUGUUGUAUUUAUUAAUCCGGCUGGUGAUGGAAAGUGGUGUAAAUUUGAUGAUGAUGUUGUAUCACGGUGUACAAAACAAGAAGCAAUUGAACACAAUUAUGGUGGUCAAGAUGAGGAUAUGUCAAUGGCUGUAAAACAUUGCACAAAUGCAUACAUGUUGGUGUACAUACAAGAUUCCGAACUUGCUAAUGUUCUUCAAGAAGUCAAAGAAGAGGAUAUACCUCAAGAGCUGGUGGAGAGGCUACAAGAGGAAAAGAGGCUGGAACAAAUACGACGAAAGGAAAAAAACGAGGCAUAUUUAUAUAUGACUGUUAAUGUCCUACUCGAGGACAGCUUUGAUGGUCAUCAGGGUAAUGAUCUCUACGAUCCAGAACAUGCAUUGUAUCGAGUAUUUCGUGUUCGUAAAAAUGCAACACUUAAUGAUUUUAUUGAAUUACUCAGUGACACAUUGAAAUAUCCAGUUGAACAAAUAAGAGUUUGGCCAUUUAGUGCACGUACAAAUCAAACAUGUAGACCAACAUUAAUUGAACCAGAGGCAGAUCAUCAAAAAACAAUGACAGUUUGUUCAGAAAAUGCAAAUCCUUGGAAUGUAUUUGUUGAACUUGUACCACCAGAUUCUGGACUUACAACACUUCCACCAUUUGAUAAAGAUACUGAUGUUUUAUUAUUCUUUAAACUUUAUGAUCCAAAAAAUAAAAAAAUUCAUUAUGCUGGUCAUCAUUAUAUGCCAGUUACAGCUAAAGUUCAGGAACUUAUUCCAAUCUUAAAUGAAAGAGCUGGUUUUUCACCAGAUACUGAAUUGAUAUUAUUUGAAGAAAUAAAACCAAAUAUGGUUGAAAAAAUAGAUAAUUUAACUGAACCACUUGAAAAAGUAUUGGAAGAAUUAAUGGAUGGUGAUAUUAUUGUAUUUCAAAAAGAUGAAAGAGACAUGGAAUUAUAUGAGUUACCAACAUGUCGUGACUACUUUAAAGAUUUAUUUUAUCGUGUAGAAGUUACAUUUUGUGAUAAAACAAUACCAAAUGAUCCUGGUUUUACAAUGGAAUUAUCACUUAGAAUGACAUAUGAUCAAAUGGCUAAAGCUGUUGCACAAAGAGUUGGUACUGAUCCAUUUUUAUUACAAUUUUUUAGAUGUCAAAAUUAUAAAGAUUUACCAGGACAUCCAUUAAAAUGUACAUUUGAAGGAUCAUUAAAAGAUCUUGUUGCAUAUUGUAAACCAUCAGUUAAAACUAAAAAAAUUUUUUAUCAACAAUUAAGUAUUCGUGUUAAUGAACUUGAAAAUAAAAAACAAUUUAAAUGUAUUUGGGUUGGUCCAUCAUUAAAAGAAGAAAAAGAAAUAAUAUUAUAUCCAAAUAAAAAUGGUACUGUUGCAACAUUAUUGGAAGAAGCUAAAAAACAAGUUGAAUUUUCAGAAAAUGGUUCUGGUAAAUUAAGAUUACUUGAAGUUAAUUGUAGUAGAUUAUUACCAGGACCUCGAGAAGAAACAUUACUUGAUAGUUUAAAUACACUUGGUACAAAAGCAUUCAGAAUAGAAGAAAUACCAAAAGAUGAAUUAACACUUGCUGAUGAUGAAAUGCUUGUACCAGUUGCACAUUUUCAUAAAGAUAUAUUUUCAACAUUUGGAAUACCAUUUAUGUUUAAAAUUAAACAAGGUGAACCAUUUACAAAAGUUAAAGACAGAUUAUUAAAAAAAUUAGGUCUACAAGAAAAAGAAUUUGAAAAGUUUAAGUUCGCGAUCGUAAACCUGAGCAAAGCACAGUUCAUCACUGAUGAGACUGACUACUUCAUUAAUCUUUCCGAUUUUCGAUACGUUCCAAAUCAAGGUACACCAUUGCAGAGGCCUUGGCUUGGUCUGGAUCACAUUAACAAAGCACCCAAGCGUCCACGAAUCAACUACCUCGAAAAGGCUAUCAAAAUAUACAAUUAAAUUGCCAUCUUGUGGAAAAUAAAAAUAAUAAUUAUGUUAUUAUAAAUUAAAAUUCGAUUCAGGAAGCCAGUCUUGAUAUUUAUAUGAAAAACUCUUUUAAUCAUUGAUCGUCAAUUUGAAGAUAUUGCGAUAACAAAAAAAAAAACAAACAAACAAACAAAACAACAUGAACAACAAUUAAAUAAAUUU